AUGUAUUAAAAAUGGUGGAAUCAGCAUAAUCAAAAUAGAGUGUGGAGAAUGAUUUUAAUAGCAAAUGAAUUCAAUGAAUUAUAAAUAUAUAGAAUAGUAAGUGUUGAAUUGACUUUAUAAUUUGUGGAAUUCUUUUUGGAAGGAUUGAAAUGGAUAGAAAUUUAGAUCAAGAAUAACCAAAUUUAACAUUGGAAAAAAUAAUCCCAAGAAUUACGUUAUCUAAUAUGUUUUAUGUGCAUUUUCUCUAUAUGAUAAUUGGUUUAGCUUAAAUUAGAAUAAAAUAAUAAAAUAUAUCUAGUUAGAUAAAAACUGUUUGAUAUAUGGUUUCCCAUAUUGAUUGAAGAUUGUGUUGAUUUAUGUGCAAUAUCUAAUCUAUCAAUAUUAAUAUUGGAUAAUGUCUUACAUGGAUAUAAUAUUCAUGGAGAGAAUCCAGUUGGUUAUGCUGAAGGUUAGCAAAUUGCUUACAUUAUGAAGCAUUAGGUAAAGGAAGAAAGAGAGGAUUUAUUUAAGAAUCUUCAUAAUAACAUUAAAAUGAUGUAGAUCUUUAAACUUUUGAAUUAUUUUUACCUCUGAGAUUUAGAGAUGCUUAUGAAAAAGUUUAUAAUUAAGAACUCAAAUAAAAAAGUGAUAAUUCUUAAUAUCAAAAUUACAAUGAAAUGUAAUUAAUUAUAUUAAUUUUAGUCGAAUUUUAAGAGAAUUUGUUCCUGAUGGUCUAGAUAUGGCUUUAGUUUAAACUAUAAAAGAUACAUUCUCCUUUUAUCUAAAAGAUGUUUUAACUUAAGUAUUUUAAACUUUUAUCUAAGAUCAGAACAAAUUUUACUAAAUGUUUUAGAGAUAAAUUACCUGUAUAAAGAUUUUUUGAUUAUCCACCUGCAGAUUUAGAGAUCCAGAUCAACCUUUUAAAUCAAUGUUCUUUUGUGGACAUGAAUAUUUCUUCUAAUUUACAGAUAUUAUGA
Molecule: messenger RNA, 956 nt
Organism: Paramecium sonneborni
Lineage: Eukaryota; Ciliophora; Oligohymenophorea; Peniculida; Parameciidae
Source: the annotation of a GenBank genome assembly